AUGCAGUUCAGCGUAGCCGUCGCAGUAUGCCUGGCCUUCGUCCACACCUCCACCGCUAGGCCGUUCAGCCCGACCCUCCUCGGCCGCAGCCCCGUCGCACCGCCCGAUUGGACCAGGGACACCCCUCAACACGCGAACCCCGACUACAUCCACUCCAUUAACACGCCCCCAUGGUUGCCCAACGCGUGUGCCCAACCGGGCCAAUCCCCUUACGCCGACUGGACGUCAGCUAACUGCAACCAGCAGCCAAUGCCAAGGCCAAACCCAUCGCCUUACCCCAUCAACAACUACCCACCCGUUAACCCCUAUUCACCCUACGGCGUUCCCAGUUCGUACUACAGCUACGACAACAGCGGUCAGUCUCGCAACUCUCAAGACUCCUUCCGGAGCGAUCCAUCUGGAACGUGGGGCAAUUCGGCAGACCAAGGGUCAUACUACCAUAACAAUGGAUUCGGACUCACCAAUGGACUCGGGCUCAACAAUGGAUUCGGGCUCUUCAAGAAGGAGGCUGAACCUAAAACAGAGGAUAAGUCCAAGGCUUAG
This is a messenger RNA of Puccinia triticina, 543 nucleotides long. RefSeq lists its product as uncharacterized. The coding region runs from base 1 to 543 and encodes 180 amino acids. The record is from RefSeq and is a predicted model, not a curated record. The transcript has a single exon. Lineage: Eukaryota; Fungi; Basidiomycota; Pucciniomycetes; Pucciniales; Pucciniaceae.